CUAAAAACUCCUCUGAUCUCUGGACAGGUAAACAACUUUUCAGCCGCUGAAGAAUUGGUUGGAUUCAAUCAACUCUUUAAAAUGAAGUUUGAAGGCACGGCCGUCCACCCUGACCCACAUAAAGUGACUCACAUCACCGCAGCCAGCUUGUGAGGAUGAUUGGGAUUAUUUCCAUGCCUCGCUCCUGUCCCCAUGCCUGUUUACGUUCAUCAGAGCUACACUCCCCUGGCUCCCAGCCACCCCGCGGUAUUUAUAGCCAAACAGCGGUAAUCAUCACUCAAGGAAUCCACGCGAAAUCCUCCUCACACCCCUAAACUUGGACUGAGUGAGAGGGGCUGAAUUUGGGCUCCACCUGAUCGGGGCUGUCUGACGAUGAAGGAGCGCGCGUCACCUCAAGCAUUAUGGUGAAACCACCAGCUACCAUCCUCUGUAGAGAUGCUCACCAGUUCAGACCAAUCCCUCUCCCGCUCCCUCACACCCAACCUCCACUCUCCAUCCAGCUGUGGUCCAGGUGGAGAGAUGCACAUCCAGUCCUCCCUGUCCCUCCCCGAACCUGAGGCCUGGAGGAAGCCCAGCCCCGCUGCCCGUCAUGGCCUGGCACAAGGGGCCCGCUCCUGCUCCCUGCAGGUCCCUCAUGCCGUCCCUGAGUACCUGGGGCUGCCCCCUCGAGCUGCCAGCUUUGAUGUGCCUUAUGGUCAGGAAGAGGGCUCUUCCGAUCAGGGUUCAGGGUCUCUGAGCCCGCACUGCAUGCUGCGGCGGCGCGGGGGACUUGUGGAGCAGAAGGACAUCAUCAUGGCUCACCAGGCUCACAAAAUCCAGAGCACGCCGCAGGCCCGCAGGAAGGAGUGGGAAAUGGCUCGGUUCGGAGACGAGUGCGCUCCCAGCACGGUGGACUCCGGGGAUGGGGACUUGGAGCGCGGCGGGGACGGACAGGACGCGGCGGCGGCGGGACUGACAGCUUCCAUGAAACAAGCCAAGGCGCAGCGGGCCCGGACCAUGGCUCUGUACAAUCCCGUCCCUCACCGGCAGAACUGCCUCACCGUCAACAGGUCGCUCUUCAUAUUCGCAGAGGACAACAUCAUCAGGAAAUACGCAAGGCGCUUCAUUGAAUGGCCACCAUUUGAGUACAUGAUCCUGGCCACCAUCACCGCCAACUGUGUUGUCCUGGCCUUGGAGCAGCACCUCCCUGGAGAGGAUAAGACCCCCAUGGCAAAGAGACUGGAGAAGACAGAGCCAUACUUCAUUGGGAUCUUCUGCUUCGAGGCGGGGAUCAAGCUGGUGGCCCUCGGUUUUGUUUUCCAUAAAGGCUCCUACCUGAGGAACGGCUGGAACGUCAUGGACUUCAUAGUCGUACUCAGUGGGAUCCUGGCCACUGCCGGUGCCCACAUGAACAUCCCAGUCGACCUUCGGACCCUGAGGGCCGUGCGAGUGCUGAGACCUCUCAAACUCGUCUCCGGGAUCCCCAGCCUACAGAUUGUGCUGAAGUCCAUCAUGAAGGCCAUGAUCCCGCUGCUCCAGAUUGGCCUCCUCUUGUUCUUCGCCAUCCUAAUGUUUGCCAUCAUCGGUCUGGAGUUCUACAGUGGGAAGCUUCACCACACCUGCCUGCCAUCUGCCGACAUCCACGAAAAUGAGACUGUUGACUCAUCAGAGUUGGCGUUCGCCUGCGGAGUGAGGAAGUGUCCAGAGAGUUAUGACUGCAACGACACCUGGAUUGGGCCUAAUGACGGCAUCACGCAGUUCGACAACAUCCUGUUUGCUGUACUCACCGUCUUCCAGUGUAUUACCAUGGAGGGAUGGACGGCCGUUCUCUAUAACACCAACGAUGCCUUGGGUCCCACGUGGAACUGGAUAUACUUCAUUCCUCUCAUCAUUAUUGGCUCGUUCUUUGUGCUGAACCUAGUGCUGGGUGUCCUGUCGGGAGAAUUUGCCAAAGAGAGGGAGAGGGUGGAGAACAGGCGGGCCUUCAUGAAGCUACGCCGCCAGCAACAGGUGGAACGAGAACUGAACGGUUACCGAGCCUGGAUAGACAGGGCAGAGGAGGUAAUGCUUGCAGAGGAGAAUAAAAAUUCAGGGAGAUCGCCGUUAGAUGUAUUAAAGAGAGCAAGUAAGAAGACUGGUGCACGGAGAGGAGCACCAGGGGACGAAAAGUUUGCAGACACGUCUGCUGCCAGUGCCAGCAUGUCGCGAUCGAGGAUGAAUUUCCGCAGCGGCCGACGUGGCCCCGCUGCCUACCUGCGGCGUAAAGAGCGCAUGUUACGCAUCUCCAUCCGCCGCAUGGUGAAGACAGACACUUUCUACUUGAUGGUGCUCAGUCUUGUGGCUCUCAACACCAUCUGCGUUGCCAUCGUCCACCACAACCAGCCCAACUGGCUGACCAUUUUUCUCUAUUAUGCAGAGUUUGUUUUCCUGGGGCUGUUUUUGGCUGAGAUGUUUUUGAAAAUGUAUGGUCUGGGUUUCCGGCUCUACUUCCAUUCAUCUUUCAACUGCUUCGACUGUGGGGUCAUUGUCGGCAGCAUCUUUGAGGUGGUUUGGGGCUUCUUCAGGCCUGGCAUGUCAUUUGGGAUCAGUGUACUGAGGGCGCUGAGACUUCUGAGAAUUUUCAAGAUCACCAAAUACUGGGCCUCUCUCAGGAACCUGGUUGUGUCCCUCAUGAGCUCCAUGAAGUCCAUUAUCAGCCUGCUUUUUCUUCUCUUUCUCUUCAUUGUGGUGUUUGCUCUGCUGGGGAUGCAGCUUUUUGGAGGAAGGUUCAUCUUUGAAGAUUACACUCCCACCAACUUUGACACAUUUCCAGCUGCCAUCAUGACAGUGUUUCAGAUUUUGACUGGUGAGGACUGGAACGAGGUGAUGUAUAAUGGGAUCCGCUCGCAGGGUGGAGUGCAGUAUGGCAUGUGGUCAUCGAUCUACUUCAUAGUGCUCACGCUGUUUGGAAAUUACACACUGCUGAACGUCUUUUUGGCCAUCGCUGUGGAUAAUCUGGCCAAUGCUCAGGAACUGACAAAGGAUGAAGAGGAGGAAGAAGAGUUCUUCAACCAGAGAUAUGCCAGAGGCAGAGAUGGCCUGAUAUCUGAUCCUCUCAGUGGGAGGAGAAGACCCUACCUAUACAGGAAACGAGCCAUCCACCGAGGCCGACCAAACUUCCCAGAGGAGCCCGAGAGUGCAACAGGGGCCGCAGAUGAACAGCCCCUCAAUAGCUCCAACGCCUUCUCCAACCGCCGCGAGAGGAGGCGAAAGGUUAACAUGUCAGUGUGGGAGCAAAGAGCCAACCAGCUACGCAAACGUCGCCAGAUGGCAAGUAGAGAGGAGCUGUUUAGCAGCCCUACGGAGGACACAGCCGAAACUCCCACCAUUGCCCACCAUGGCCCCACGCUCUCCCCAGAGGCCAGCCCGGCUCACCUGCCUGAGUCUCCCAUGUCUGUGGGGAUGCCCCUCCCCGAGCCCCCGAUGUCCGUCUCCAUCCCCAUCCCUGAGCCUCCAGUGGCUGAGCCUCUCGUAAACCUAAAUGAGGAGAAAACAGGAUUAGCUAACCACCGGAACACAUGCGGGGGCAGGCACAGGAUGGCCCGCAAGUUCAGACCAAGUCAGGGGCCGGACGAAGGGGCACGACACAGACGGCACCGUCACCGCGAGGCUCGCACUGAAGCCAAGAGUCUGGACUGUACCCAGACGCCACAUGAGGUGCUGCAAGUCAGGCGGUCACUCAGCCAGGAGAGGAAGAUACUGGAUGAGAGGGAAGAGAAGGAAGAAAGAGAGGAGAGAGAAAAAUCAGAGGGAGAAGGAGGGUCAGUCCAAGAUGAUUGUGGAACAUCCAUCAUUAACCCAUAUGCAGAAGUUGGAGAAGAUUGUAGAAGAGCUGCUCUGCCCGGUGCCGACAUUCCUGACCCUCCUCAGUGUGAGCAGCUGAUGGACUGUACCUGGUCAGAGCAGGGUGAAAGCGGGCACACAGACCAGUAUGAGUCCCUGUGCCAGAACAUCCCAGUGGAGCCCGCUUUAGAGGCCACAGAGUUCACUGUGAGGGCCAUCGAGUCUGAGAACCACCCGGUCUCCAUCAAACGUAACAAGUCCAACCUGGAGGGAAGCGUGGCCAUUGAAAUGUCUUCACAACCGCUGCUGGAGCUCACGCCCAUGACAGUGAACAGUAAAGAGUUGGAGGCAUACGAGACUGACCAGAAAGAGGAUGAGACAGAGGAGGAGGAACCUCCAAUUCCUCCCAAACGUGUAGCUCCAGACAGCAUGUUCAUCUUCAAGGCCUCCAACCCGAUCAGGAGGAUCUGUCACUAUGUGGUCACUCUACGCUACUUUGAGAUGACUAUCCUCCUCGUGAUCGUGGCGAGCAGCAUUGCACUGGCUGCUGAGGACCCCGUGUGUACCAAUUCAGACAGAAACAAGGUCCUCCGUUAUUUUGAUUAUGUCUUCACUGGAGUGUUCACCUUUGAAAUGAUCAUCAAGAUGAUAGACCAGGGUCUCAUUCUGCAUGAUGGCUCUUAUUUCCGAGACAUGUGGAACAUCCUGGACUUCAUUGUGGUGGUGGGAGCUCUGAUUGCCUUUGCUCUAACGAAUGUGAUGGGAAACAACAAAGGCAGAGACAUCAAGACAAUAAAGUCUCUCAGAGUUUUGAGAGUUCUGCGGCCUCUUAAAACCAUCAAGAGGCUUCCUAAACUCAAGGCUGUUUUUGACUGUGUGGUCACAUCUCUGAAGAACGUCUUCAACAUCCUUAUUGUGUACCAGCUCUUCAUGUUCAUUUUUGCUGUCAUUGCGGUGCAACUCUUCAAGGGGAAGUUCUUCUAUUGCACUGACAGCUCCAUGAAUUCAGAGAAGGAAUGCCAAGGCUACUACAUUGACUACAGCAGAGACAAAAAGGAGGUGAAGAGGAGAGAGUGGAGGAGACACGAGUUUCACUACGACAACGUCUGCUGGGCCCUCCUCACACUUUUCACUGUCUCAACUGGAGAGGGAUGGCCUCAAGUCCUGCAGCACUCUACCGAUGUUACAGAGGAGAACAUGGGGCCGAGCAGAGGGAACCGGAUGGAGAUGUCCAUUUUCUACGUGGUCUACUUUGUGGUCUUCCCGUUCUUCUUUGUCAACAUCUUUGUGGCUUUGAUCAUCAUCACCUUCCAGGAGCAAGGCGACAAGAUGAUUCAGGAGUGCAGUCUGGAGAAAAAUGAGAGGGCUUGCAUCGACUUUACCAUCAGCGCCAAGCCAAUGACCCGCUACAUGCCCCAGAACAGACAAACCUUCCAGUACAGACUCUGGCACUUUGUGGCAUCGCCCUCUUUUGAGUACACAGUGCUCGUCAUGAUCGCUCUCAACACGGUGGUCCUCAUGAUGAAGUACCACUCGGCCCCAACAGCCUACGACACAGUCCUAAAACACCUUAACACAGCCUUCACUGUCCUCUUCUCCUUGGAGUGUAUACUCAAGAUCAUGGCCUUUGGACUUGUGAACUACUUUCGAGAUACUUGGAAUAUUUUUGAUUUCAUCACCGUUCUUGGCAGCAUCUCUGAGAUAAUUGUGGAUUUACAGUCGGUGAACACCAUCAACAUGAGUUUUUUGAAGCUUUUCCGAGCAGCCAGGUUAAUCAAGCUGCUGAGACAGGGUUACACCAUCCGUAUUCUGCUGUGGACCUUUGUGCAAUCUUUCAAGGCUCUUCCUUAUGUCUGUCUUCUCAUUGCUAUGCUGUUCUUCAUAUACGCCAUAAUUGGAAUGCAGGUGUUUGGAAACAUCAAGCUGAAUGAUGAGAGUCACAUCAAUCAACACAACAAUUUUAAGACCUUUUUCAGUGCGCUGAUGCUGCUCUUCAGGAGUGCGACGGGGGAGUCCUGGCAGGAGAUUAUGCUUUCAUGUCUGUCGGGACAGGAGUGUGAACCAGACCCCUCCAUCGCCCCCCUCACCAUGUCUCCAGACCAUGAGGGAGGCUGUGGGACUGACUUUGCUUACUGCUACUUCGUCUCAUUCAUCUUCUUCAGCUCCUUCCUGAUGCUAAAUCUGUUCGUGGCUGUGAUCAUGGACAACUUUGAGUACCUGACACGAGACUCAUCAAUCCUGGGUCCCCAUCACCUGGACGAGUUUGUUCGCAUCUGGGGGGAGUAUGAUCGUUUGGCAUGUGGUCGUAUCCACUACACUGCCAUGUAUGAGAUGUUAACACACAUGUCACCACCCCUGGGCUUGGGAAAAAAAUGUCCUGCUAAGAUCGCCUAUAAGAGGUUGGUGUUGAUGAACAUGCCUGUAGAUGAGGACAUGACCGUCCACUUCACCUCCACCCUGAUGUCGCUCAUCCGCACAGCUUUGGAUAUCAAAAUAGCUAGAGGUGGUGAGGACCGUAUCGCUCUGGAUAGUGAACUCCAAAGAGAGAUCAGUAUCAUUUGGCCUUAUCUGCCCCAGAAGAACUUGGACCUGCUGGUACCUAUCAACAAAGAUACAGACAUGACAGUGGGGAAGAUCUACGCUUCCAUGAUGAUAAUGGACUACUUCAAACUGAACAAAGCCAAGAAGCUCAGGCAGCAACUUGAAGCUCAGAAGAGUAACUUAAUGUUCAAGCGUCUGGAUGCCUCCACCCUCCCCGAGGACAUUCUGUCCAAUACCCAGACGCUGCCGAUGAUGGCCCACAGUGCUGGCUCAGCCCUGACCCGAGGAGGCUUUGUGGCUUUGAGCCCCAUCUCACCCCAGGAACUAUUUUUGCAGCCCAUAAGCUCUGACGUUGAUGCUAGUCAACAGCAGAAUCUGGUGGGCGAGUGCAGUAGGGGGAUUGAAGCCCCACUGGAGCUUCCUCUAGGGAGGGGCCUGUGUGUGCGGGCCUCUUCCAUGCCCCGUCUGGCUGUAGAGUCGCAGCAGACGGAGGUUGCAAGUGGCUCCAUGAAACGUUCAGCCUCCACGGUCGCGGAUCAGCGGGUGAACGGUCUUUGGCAGGAGGAGAAAAGCCCUGAGCGAGUUUAUCGACCUCGUCACAAAAGCUACAAGGCUGCUGUUUCUCGGUCUGAGCACCGGCAGCAGAGCGACAAGGAGCGUGGCCGGUCUAAGGAGCGCUGUCACCUCCUCUCUCCAGACGCGUCUCGUUGUAACUCAGAGGAAAGAAGCUUGCAGCCCUCACGAUCGUCUAGUGUAGAGAGAGCACACCCCCAAGAUAAACAGGGCAACAGCUCAGACAGUCCGGUGCCCUCCACCUCAGAGUCCAGCACCCCCAGCGGCCGACGACCUUUAUCACAGACCCCGACCCGCUCUCGCCCUCACAUCUCCUACUCCCCGCUCGAGUGUCGCACGCACCCCUCUGUCGGCGAGGACGAGGAUGAACAAGGCAGCCCAGAGACCAUGAGCCGGGGCAAGCCCACCUGGGAGACCCAAGAGGGGGUCGCAGGCGAGAGGCGGAGCGAGGCAGGCCGACACCCAUCCCCACCUCGACGCUACCCCUCUGAGCCGUUCCUGGCCUCCCAAGAGGACGACCACAGCCCAGACCCCUCUGGUCCCAUGGAGACGUUGACCUUCGAGGCGGCUGUGGCCUGCAGCCUGGGACGCUCAAACACCAUCAGCUCAGCCCGCCCACGCUUGCGGACUGGCUGGCAGGUUCCCAACGGACAUUUUCGGAAGCGCCUGGCGCAGACAGCCUCUGUUGCGGGCUGCGAUCCUCUCAGCGACACAGAGGAGGACGACAGGUGCUAGGGACAGGAGGCACAGCAUGAGGGAGGAGAGGGAAUCCCAGAGAGGCGUUAGAGGACUCUGCACGACAAUGUACAGAGUCAAGGUUAAUGUGGCUCUUUUUGCAUCAGUGCUUCGAGGCCGUGAGCCCUCUGGAUGUUUGGUAAAAUGUAAACCUAAAACGAACGAACAAUACUUCCUGAAACUGUAGUUGCCAAUUCACACAGAACACUGACAAUAAAUAAGGUCUAUUUCCUGACUUGUACUUGAUGAUAGAGAGUAAUGAUACAUCUCAAAUAGUUGCAGGAUGCAGAAAAUAAAUGAAUGGAUCAAAUUAUGUUAUUUGUGUCAAUAGGUAUUUUCAUUUCUGAAGAUGUUUCUAAAUGAUUCAGUGUUGCUCUUAACAGUAUUUAUCUGUGGGGUGUGUGAAUAUGUAACUACAUUUUCUUAUAAAUUAAUUGUUUUGUAAAUACAUUGUGAUCAUCACACCAUUGCCAUUUAUUAGACCAGAUCAAUACUACAAGCCAUCAUGAAGAGGCGAUCUGAUACUUUACCAGACAAUGUGGGUACCAAUAAGUAACACUCAAUAAUGCUGGAUUUUUUUACAGUAUGAAUGAAUGUGCAGGGGAAAAACUGCUUGAUUUUCCCCAUCAUUUUUCUUUUUGGUAUUGAACAUAAGUUGUGAGAUAUGAAUACAGUUAUAGAAUAACAUAGAAAAGAUGCUUAUUUGUUAUUUCACCCUGCCUCCAACGAACCUCAUUUAUCCUUCAAAACAGUCUGUUACUUUAAUUUUUUUCCAGUCUACACCCUUUAAAUGAGAAUUUUCCAACAUUUAUAUUUAACAUUUGAUUUUGAGAAUUGUUGGGCGUGCAAUUUUACCAUGAACUGAUAUGAAAACAAAAUGAUCUCUCAUGUAUUUUCACCUUUUUCUUCCUUGUGAAUAUUGUAUGAACCACUGCAGGCAAUGACUGUAGAAACACUGUAGACACACCAUGACACAUUUGCUUUACAAAUUAACAUUACUCUCUAUUACUUACUAAUAAUGUACAGAGAAAUUAUGCUGUUUGUAACAUUAAGAGAAAAAAAAUAAAAUAUCAGCUGAGCUUUAAAGGUAAAGGAAUCUUUGGAAAUGUUCAUUUUAAGGUUUGUGUUUUUGUUUUAUUUGCCUGAUGAAGGCCAAUUCUGUGUGAAACUCACUUAACCAAAAACAUGGAGAUUUGUAUCAUAAGUUCCUGGAAUGCAAAUAAUUUGUGGGUUUUUAUGUGUAUAAUAGCUGUAUAUACAAAUAAAGGUGUCCUCAAGUUGC
This is a messenger RNA of Siniperca chuatsi (mandarin fish), 8932 nucleotides long. RefSeq names its product calcium channel, voltage-dependent, R type, alpha 1E subunit b (gene cacna1eb). The coding region runs from base 436 to 7650 and encodes 2404 amino acids. NCBI's taxonomy places the organism in Eukaryota, Metazoa, Chordata, Actinopteri, Centrarchiformes, Sinipercidae. The transcript is spliced from 50 exons. Gene Ontology annotation, biological process: chemical synaptic transmission; calcium ion import across plasma membrane. Gene Ontology annotation, molecular function: high voltage-gated calcium channel activity. The record is from RefSeq and is a predicted model, not a curated record. Gene Ontology annotation, cellular component: neuronal cell body; voltage-gated calcium channel complex; membrane.